This is a messenger RNA of Nymphaea colorata (pocket water lily), 1683 nucleotides long. RefSeq names its product syntaxin-31. NCBI's taxonomy places the organism in Eukaryota, Viridiplantae, Streptophyta, Magnoliopsida, Nymphaeales, Nymphaeaceae. Gene Ontology annotation, cellular component: SNARE complex; Golgi membrane; endomembrane system. The transcript is spliced from 6 exons. The coding region runs from base 535 to 1545 and encodes 336 amino acids. The record is from RefSeq and is a predicted model, not a curated record. Gene Ontology annotation, biological process: vesicle fusion; endoplasmic reticulum to Golgi vesicle-mediated transport; intracellular protein transport. Gene Ontology annotation, molecular function: SNAP receptor activity; SNARE binding.
AAUGAGGGAAAUCAAGAAUCAAAAUCCAAACACAGUCAUUCUACACCCUAGACUCUUUAGUAACAUUUGAUUUCCAUUGCGCUGGUUCUGAGAUUUUGUGUGAAGCCUCUUCUUUUCAGGCAGUGGAUUCCAAUACGAUGAGGGUAUAUACAUGAUGAGGAGUGCCUAAAUCUUUAUAAUAGGAAUUGGACAUCUCGACCCUCCACUGUUGCGUCAAUUGAACGAAUGCCUGUAAUUUUUUUCCUUGUCCCUGUGUUGCCCAAAAAAUAUUGUACUAUUGCUACCCACCACCUGAUACAUGAUCAUGGACGCGGUUGGCGUCGGGUCAAACCGAGGAGUAGCGAAUUGUCGGUGGUUGUGCUUCACCAAACAGACAAAAUUCACCUUGGCGCUCUGUCGGUUCCUCGACAGAGGAGAGAGAGAGCUGGAUCGCCUGAGAGAGAGGCGGCGGGCAAGAGGACGGAAACUCCCUUCUCAGAUUCUGAAUUAUCCCUUCUCCUUUUCCCUUUUUACGUCUCGAGCUCUGGUUGAUCCAUGGCGUCUGCUGGGAUUUCUUCUUAUCGAGAUCGGACGUCGGAGUUCCUUUCCUUGUCUGAAAGCCUUGGGCGAACAAACAGCCGUCCCGGCGCAUCGACUAUCGACACGCUUCACAGCAAACCCGACUCAUCCCCAUCCGCAAGCGCCCGCCGGUCGGAGUUCAACAAGAAGGCCUCCAGGGUCGGGUUGGGAAUUCACGAGACGUCUCAGAAGAUCGCGCGGCUCACGAAAUUGGCGAAGAGUUCAUCCAUGUUCAAUGAUCCAACUUUGGAAAUACAAGAGCUCACUGCUUUGAUAAAAAGUGACAUUGAUGCACUGAGUCUAGCUGUUUCUGAAUUGCAAGCCCUUCAAAAUUUUGAAUCGUCCGAUCGUGAUUUAUCCAAGGACAGCAUUGUCCACUCGACAACAAUUUGCGAUGAUUUGAAAAGCAGACUUAUGGGGACCACUAAGCAGUUUAAAGAUGUCUUGACUGCGAGGACUGAGAAUCUGAAGGCUCAUGAAUCUAGGCGACAAAUUUUUUCAGCAAACACAUCACAAGAAAACCGCGUUACACAGCAUUCAAGUAUAGUUGCAGAACCACCUCCAUGGUCAAGCUCAUUGGGUCCAUCCACAUUAUCUUCAGGUGGUGUCUCAAAUGGAAGCCAGCUGAGACGAAGAUUGGGUUCGGAUGUUGCACCACCACACAGUAUGGAGGUGCAGAUGUUACAACAGACCGUUCCACGUCAAGAUAACUACAUGCAAAGCAGGGCAGACGCUCUACAGAAUGUUGAAUCCACAAUCUCAGAACUUGGUAGUAUCUUCACUCAGUUGGCAACUAUGGUAGCACAACAGGGCGAAUUGGCUAUCAGGAUCGAUGAUAACAUGGAGGAGACGCUAUCAAACGUGGAAGGCGCGAGGAGUGCACUAUUAAGGCAUUUGAACCGUGUGUCUUCCAAUAGGUGGCUUAUGAUCAAGAUAUUUGCGGUUCUCAUAUUCUUUAUGCUUUUGUUUGUAUUUUUCGUACUGUGAACUAGAAGCGGAAAAAAAUAAAGGAAAAAAAAGAAAUCUCUCUGUCCAUUGUUGUUUUAUCUUAUUUUCUUGAAUUCAUUCGACGGAUUCUGUUAACCUUUACUGGCGGUAAUUUGAAAUAAACUAUUUUCAUCAACC